GCAACCAUUUUACGUGCAUGCCUCAAAACAUUCACUAUAAACUCAUUCGUCUCGUUCUCAACGUUGUAGUUCAACAAAGACAAUAAAAGUGGAGACGGGAAGCCCAGCCUGAUAGGGCUAGUGGUAUUAGCUCCCUUUACAGGAUUAGCCGGGCAUCUAUAGCUCAGCGUAAGCAGCGUCGCUUCCUCACUCUUCACUCAGGGAAACACAUGAAUGCUACACUGCUACCACUGUAAUGACAUCUCGUGGCUCCGUGGAGGGGGGGAUCUUUGCUGUACGUCAGCGGGGUUGACGCUGCGACCGAGGCCCAGAGGUUGGAGCUAGAGGCCUUGACCCGUGGCUGAGGCCGGUCGGCCGCAAUGAGGGUACAUGUGGUGUUGCUCGUGCUGCUGUGCAGCUUGCAGGGCCUGUUCUUUCAGAGAUCCACAGCAGACGAGGAAGUCAGUGGUAAGAUUUAUAAUGGUGAGGCGGAAUGGCUGCCCCAGCCCAAGCCCUGGGAGGACACGUACUGGUCUGGGACCGCCCCCCUGUGCCUCGGAGGCUGCAGGGGGCGCCACCAAGAGCUGAAGAGCGACCGCUGUGGGGACUCCAGCUGCUGCUGGGUGGGGUCCAAGUCCCUCUGCAGAGUGAACUGCGGCAGACCGGACGUGGACUACAACGGCGUGGUGACCGGUGACGACUGGUGGGUGGGCUCGCUGGUGAGGUACGAGUGCCGUGCCGGCUUCCUGCUGCUCGGAGACCCCACCAGAGUGUGCCAGUCCGACGGCCGUUGGACCCCAAAACCCUUCUGCCUGCGGAUGUGUCAGCGGGGACGCGUGGAGGUCAACGAGAGGGAGCUGAGCGGAAACUGCUCCACCACCUGCGCCAACAAGAGCUACUUUGGAAACCCCAAGCUAGGCUGUAGCCAUCUUGACAACUGUCAGAACAAGGAUACCGGCUGGAAGCGCUUCUUCUCCCAGUGUGUCCCCUGCGUCUGCGACUGCUCCAUAUCCUGUACAAACGCAGUCAAACUGGAGGUGAAGAGGAAGAGAAACUGAGAUUACUGUCCCUUCCUGUCUUCUCUUCUUUUUUUUCACCAAUCAUCUCCCUCCCUUUGUCUCAGGUGAAAAUCAAAAUGAACUGACAUCAAUGAAGGUUUUGAACAAACUUAUUUCAUUGAUUUGUGGUCUGAAUUGUUUAGGUUGACUAAGAACAUUUAUGAAAUGAAUAAUUGACAAUCAAAACAUGAAUCUUAGAUAUAAUCUGUAGGAUAGCUUUGAUGGACUGACAUCCCUUUCGGAUUCUACCAGUUCUAUGCAUGCAAACAAUAUAAUAAUAAAAGCAAUAGCGUCAUAUAAUAAAUGCUAGUAAUUAGGAACAUUUUACUAAGAAGAAACUCAUAAAACAUCAUUGACACUAUGAGAUAUUUGCAGAUAUGUAGAUAUUUAUUAUUCUGCUGUGAGACAGACAUUUCUUGCUUUUUUAUUAUUAUUAUGAUGUUAGAUAUGUUUUAGAUAUGCAAAAGACAAUUAAAUGACGUCAUGUUUA
Gadus macrocephalus (Pacific cod) is the source of this 1527-nucleotide messenger RNA. Its product is annotated as sushi, von Willebrand factor type A, EGF and pentraxin domain-containing protein 1. Lineage: Eukaryota; Metazoa; Chordata; Actinopteri; Gadiformes; Gadidae. Bases 360 to 1037 code for a protein of 225 amino acids. The transcript is spliced from 5 exons. The record is from RefSeq and is a predicted model, not a curated record.